CAGCUGGUUGAGGUCGGAAACUAUUCAUGGACGCACUGGGAAGAGAGUUGUUUACAAACAACAAAGUGUCAGAAACAAACCGAAAGAGUGCCCGAAAAUGAGCAAAUAUUAACAAAUAGUUAAUAUUUUCAACAGCAUGGAGGCUCACAACAGUGUUUAACGAGUAUAAAUUAUAUCCUCGAAGGAUAUUUCCAGCGUGUCUGUGGGGGCAGUGAGAUAAAGCUGAGCAGGUGCAGUGUCCAAGUUGCACAGAGGUGUUGGCUGUGGGCAGUCAGCAGGACACAUGGCAGAGGAAGGCAACAAGCUGACACUGAGGCGCCUGGAGGCACCAAUCCACAAGUUCAUUAAAGUGGCUCUACCCACGGACCUGGAGAGGCUGCAGAAACACCACAAUAACAUACUGAAGUAUCAGCAUAGCCAGCAAUGGGACCGGCUUCAUCAGGAGCAAAUCAAUGCCAGCAGAACCGUUCAGCAGUUGCGAGCUAACAUCAGAGAGAUGGAGAAGCUGUGUGCUCGGGUCCGUGCUGAAGACGCCGGCGCUCUGGAAGAGCUUGUCAAGCCAGUUAGAGACAGGGCGUCAGCCGCCGCACGGGACUUCUUGCUUUUGCACUCUAACCCCAUGUCUCAGCCACCAACACCUGCCGCUCAGCCAUCCAGCUGCGUGUCCAGCAGUGGCCACGCUUCUGACGAUGUGGACGAGGAGCCGGUGUCUGGCAGGCAAAUUCAACUUCAUCUUCCAGAAAUCCCUGCUGACCAGAGUGCAGCUGAGUCCUGGGACAACCUUGAAGAGGAUCUGAAGGAGCUGAGCGGUUUGGUGACGGAGUUCUCUCUGCUUGUCCAUUCUCAGCAGGGGAAGAUUGACAGCAUAGAGGACAACGUCAACACAGCCGCUGCCAACGUGGAGGAGGGGACCAAGAGCCUGGGGAAGGCGGUGGGCUACAAAAUGGCGGUGUUGCCCGUUGCUGGGGCGCUGCUGGGCGGUGUAUUAGGAGGUCCACUCGGCCUGCUGGCUGGCUUCAAAGUUGCUGGGGUGGCUGCCGCUCUGGGAGGGGGCGCCCUAGGGUUUGCGGGAGGCAACCUGGUCCAGAAACACCGCAAAGCCCGAGUUGAUCUACAGAUGAAACAACUGACAGCACCACCAGCUGAACCAGAGUCGAACAAGGACAAAUGACCCAACAGUUCUGGUUAAUUCUUUGACCUCAGGUGGCGGUUAAUCACUGAGGCGUCACUGUUUACUGAACAAUGAGAAGUACCAACUAGACCUUCGGCGGUGCUCACAUUGGCUUGAAGAGACUCGAUAUAUAAGCUUUGUGGUUACCAAGCACUGUUGUAAAACAGUUACAUAAUAACAGCCUUACUUCAGAGUCACAUACUUUGAUGUUGGGGUGACUGGUGUUUCUGUGAGAACAUUAAUCUAAUUUUAUACAUGCAAAUGUUUUUUUUUAUUUUGAACGCAUCUAAGCAGUAAUUUACACUACAGCUUUUAGUGUGUGCUUGGGUCAGUCUGAUAUGGUUGUGAGCCCAUCUUGUUGCUAAAUGAAAUCUUUGGCACCAAAUGAAUUAAGUCAGUUUAAGACACAACCGUUCUGUCAAAUGCUAUAGCUAAGAAGAACACGGUCGUAUUAGUCAGGCUUGCAUUUUUUUUCAGAUUAUUCUUUUUCGACAGGGUUUUUAAGUUAACCAGUAAUCAUGCCUCAAUGUUCCUUUAUGCAGAAAAUAAUAUCCUAAUGUGAACCAGAAGAAUGUUUAGAGAAAAUGUUUUUUGUCUAACGUCACUGUGGUGUUACAUUUAUGUAAUAAUGUAAAUGAAAGUGGUCCUGCUUAAAUGUUUAUAUAAAUUAUACUGUAUAUAGAUGUGAGAGAGCAAAAUUGCACAAAAAAACCCGCCAAAGUGCCACUGUCCAUCACUGCAGGGACCGAGAACCUGCCAUGUAUCAAUUAUACUUCUGCUGGUUUUCUGCCAAAUAAAAUGUUUCUUUUCAA
This is a messenger RNA of Dicentrarchus labrax (European seabass), 1983 nucleotides long. It is a transcript of the gene stx17, whose product is annotated as syntaxin 17. Lineage: Eukaryota; Metazoa; Chordata; Actinopteri; Moronidae. The transcript is spliced from 7 exons. The coding region runs from base 284 to 1171 and encodes 295 amino acids. Gene Ontology annotation, molecular function: SNARE binding; SNAP receptor activity. The record is from RefSeq and is a predicted model, not a curated record. Gene Ontology annotation, cellular component: endomembrane system; autophagosome membrane; SNARE complex. Gene Ontology annotation, biological process: exocytosis; vesicle fusion; intracellular protein transport.